AUGAACUGGCACGAUGAGUUCAAAGACACGGCCUACAUCUACGUUGGUGGCCUGCACCCCGACCUUUCCGAAGGCGAUGUGAUCACGAUCUUCAGUCAAUGGGGUGAGAUCGCCGACAUCAACAUGCCCCGUGACAAGGAGACAGGCGCGUCUCGCGGCUUUGGAUUCGUCAUGUACAUGGACCAGCGCUCUACGGUGCUCGCGGUCGACAACAUGUCCGGAGCCGAGGUGCUGGGACGGAAACUCAAGGUCGACCACGCCCGGUACAAGCAGCCUGGCAAGCGGAAUGAGGAGGGCGAAUAUGAGAAACCGCAGGAGGCCGAGUACAAUGCUCUUCCGCCGUUGAUGUCCGACUCCGAGCCCGAAUCCGAAGAUGAGGACAAGCCCAAGGACGAAGACGACAUGGAUGAGGAAGACCCGAUGACCGCCUUCCUGCGCGAGGAGCAGCGCAAGGCGGCCCGCGCCGAGGCCAAGGCCAAGUAUAAGGCUGAGAAGGCGAAGAGGAAGGAGGAGCGCGCCGCCCUCCGCGCCAAGAAGGAGGAGAGGAUGGAGAGGAAGAUGAGGGAGUGGGAGAGGGAAGACAGGCAUAAGGGCGAGCGCUCGACCAGUCCCCGGCGGCACAGGAGCGCGAGCCCGAGGCGCGAACGCGAGCGGGAUGGCAAGAGCCGGGAUCGUGAGAGGGACGGAAAGGACAGGGAAAGGGAUCGAGGCAGCAAGAGCAGAGACAGGGAGAGGAGUCCGAGGCGAGACAGGGAGAGGGAACGGUCACCGCGGCGGAGGGAGGAGCGGGAUCGCGACGACAGGCGAGACCGCGACCGAGGAGACAGGGAGAGGAGCUUUGAUCGUCGAGACCGUGAUCGCGACGACCGUGAUCGCGACGACCGUCGUGAUCGUGACCGUCGUGACCGGGACAGGGAGGAGCGCCGCCGAUGA
Messenger RNA from Trichosporon asahii var. asahii CBS 2479, 933 nucleotides. RefSeq lists its product as uncharacterized. The transcript is spliced from 4 exons. Gene Ontology annotation, molecular function: RNA binding. Gene Ontology annotation, biological process: mRNA splicing, via spliceosome. Gene Ontology annotation, cellular component: catalytic step 2 spliceosome; U2 snRNP; precatalytic spliceosome. The record is from RefSeq and is a predicted model, not a curated record. Bases 1 to 933 code for a protein of 310 amino acids. Lineage: Eukaryota; Fungi; Basidiomycota; Tremellomycetes; Trichosporonales; Trichosporonaceae.